This is a messenger RNA of Anoplopoma fimbria (sablefish), 1468 nucleotides long. Its product is annotated as Krueppel-like factor 15. The coding region runs from base 183 to 1445 and encodes 420 amino acids. Gene Ontology annotation, biological process: regulation of transcription by RNA polymerase II. The record is from RefSeq and is a predicted model, not a curated record. Gene Ontology annotation, molecular function: DNA-binding transcription factor activity, RNA polymerase II-specific; RNA polymerase II cis-regulatory region sequence-specific DNA binding. NCBI's taxonomy places the organism in Eukaryota, Metazoa, Chordata, Actinopteri, Perciformes, Anoplopomatidae. The transcript is spliced from 3 exons.
CAAUAACACGACGGAGGAAUAAAAAACUGAAACAGGAGAUAUAUAUAUAUUAAUAAAGAGCCCGUCGACGGCGCUGCUUUCUCUCCGACCGAGCCUCUUCCCGAACUACUCACGGUUUUCUGUGCUCCCACCUCUGGAUAGUGUUUCCUCAACAUCCUCUCCUCUGCAUUUGGCCCGGAUCAAUGGUGUCUCUCAGCAGCAGACCGCUGAGCUUGGAGAAUGCCCUGUUCAGGGACAGCAGCAGCAGCCCGUUCUCCCUCGGCCUGGGAGACGGAGCCCGCAGCGAGGGGGGCAGCUCGGCCUCCUGCGACAGCCCCGAGGCCGUGGAGCUGGGGGCUUUGCACAGCUUCAGCCCCGGAGAGGAGGAAGACGAAGAGGAGGAGGACGACGACGACGAGGGGGCGAGCCUGCAUAUCUUUCUGGGGGCGGAGGGAGAGGAUGAACCAGUGACCCAGGAGCCUAAGCUUCCGGACUUCCCUUUCCAACCCUCUUCCCCGUUCUCCCCAACCCUGGAGGACAUAGAGGAGUUCUUGAGGGAAAAGAUGGAACUGGUCAAAGAGGGGCUACUGGUCCCAAAAGAGGAGGGCUCCCCUCUACCAUGCAGUGGCUCCCCAUCCUCUACUGCACCCCCGGCUGCUUCCUCAGACACUUGUAGUGACCCAGGGACCAGUGCCCCUCAUUGCACUUCAAACACUCCUCAGAACGAGCAAAAGAGCCCCAGCCCAGCUGACCUGUCCCCGUCUGCCCAAGCUAACUCCUCGCCUUCCACCUUAACCCCGCCAAUGCUCCUGGGCGGUCCGCUGGUGCUCCAGCUCCAGCCCCUACCUGUGGCUCAGCCUCCGACCCCAGCGGGCUCCCCACCCGGGGCCCAAAGUGGCAUUUGGCUAACUCAUCUGGUCAUGGGGCUCCAGGGUGCAACCGGACAAAAUCUCACCCUGCUGGCCCCGCAGGUGCCCUCCGGCCCCACCGCCUUGUUAUCACUACACAGCGGAGAUGCCAAGUUGGUCGACCAGAAGUACGUGAAGAUCGCCCCACUGCCCAUCACUAUGAGGACCCUAGAGAUCACAGGCGUGACCGGGAUCGGGGGCCAGGGCACCGGACUGUUGAAGGCCAUGGCCCCCCGGGUGACCAGACUGGCCCCUACGGAAAGGGUCCACAAGUGCUCCCACCCUGGCUGUGGGAAGAUGUACACCAAAAGCAGCCACCUGAAAGCUCACUUCCGACGGCAUACAGGAGAAAAACCCUACACAUGCAGCUGGCCCGAAUGCGGCUGGAGGUUCUCCAGAUCCGACGAGCUGUCCCGCCACCGCCGCUCCCACUCAGGCAUCAAGCCCUACGAGUGCUCACUGUGCGAGAAGAAGUUCGCCCGCAGCGACCACUUAUCCAAACACACGAAGGUCCACCGCAGCUCCCGGCCCAGCAGGAUUAUCAGAGCCACUGUGUGAAACCCCUUCAGCCGGCCUUGAAC